Molecule: messenger RNA, 9234 nt
Organism: Porites evermanni
Lineage: Eukaryota; Metazoa; Cnidaria; Anthozoa; Scleractinia; Poritidae
Source: the annotation of a GenBank genome assembly
AUGGACUCGGAAAACAACAUGCCCGGUGUCAACGGAGAAAUCAAGAAAGAUGGUCUCGAAACCGUCGACGAAAAGCGCGAUCUUGGCGCAAAACCAAAGAAAGUCGACGAUAAAAGCUCUAAGACUCGAAGGACGUCGGAAGUUCCGAGUUUAGACGCAGAAAGACAGUGUUUGGUUCAGCGACCGUCAGACCAGCAAUGGCGUAAGUCGAUGUUUUUCUUCGUUUUGCAUCACAUGUUGGAAGACUUCUAAUUUACAAUUCACUUUUUCGCUAGAUCCCGCUGAAAUUAUACACAUCAGACCAGUGGAGAAUGGAAAAACUGAGUAUUACGUGCAUUACCACGGAUGUAAGUGUUAUUAAAACUCGCACGAAACCACAGUUUUGAGACUUUCGUUUAUUUAAGUCUUAUUUCCUCGGAUUUUGUUUUGUUCGAGGUCGUUUGGAGACCACUACUAAUAGCAUUACGCCAAAGGAUUAUUGGAAGUAGUGAAAUUAGUCAAUAGUUAGUAUUUGUACUUUCCUUUCGACUGAACAAGCUAAAACAACAACUUGAGCUUAAUAUUGAACGGUUCUUCAUGCAGAAAUGGGAUGUUGCAUUUCAAAACUCUUGACAGCGUAUAUUAGUGCUUGCCCUUUCAAUGGCGACAAGCAAUUUCAGAGUUUCUUUGUCAAGUAGCCCUUUGAAAUAAUUGCUUGAAUUCUAGAAUAAAUGGAAUUUUUCCAGUAACUGACACAGCUGGGCUUCAAAAUUCUGGGGCACCCAACGAGAAUAUAGUUCAAAACCACAUAAACAUAGCAUUGUUGAACGUACUUUAGUAUUUAAACGGUACAUAAAGGCUUAUUUUUAUCCCCUAAAAAUUUUUCAUCUGUUCGGAUUUCCUAGCUGAAAGUAUAGUGAUCCUAAAAUUAUAGGGAUCAAAAUUUACCUUUUCAAAAAUACCAGCCACAAAAAAGGCUCCCGAAAAUUCUAGGUGACCUUUUUAGGGUAAAAAUCCGUUAAAAAUGGGCAAUUAUACCACUUUUUUGAUGUUCGAAAAUCUUAGGAGAGGUAGGCAAGCAAGAAAUUUUACAGAAAGUGAUCCGAAAAUUCUAGAUCUAAAAUCGUCUUCAGAACAGAUAAUUUUCCGAAAAUUGUCUUUGGGUGCCCCUGAAAAUUGUGAUUAAUUGUGAGAGGGAAUUGGUAUUUUAGGCUGCUUGGCCAGAGGUAUAUCAUUACUGAAACUUGGCUUACACAGAUUGAUGCUGUAGUUUUUAGAGAAAUCACUCCUGCUGGUUACUGAUUGCUUCACUGUCCUCGUGCAGACCGCGCUGGGGGUGGUACUGCACUGUUAUUUAAAGACAGUUUUAACGUACAUCAAUUUGCCGCUGGUGAAAAGAGUUCUUUUGAAUUUUCUGAGUAUUUGAUUGACGCCUCAUCUUUUCAGUUUAGGCUUGUAAUCAUAAUGUGAAUAGUGUCCUGUAUUUAGACAGGAUCAGGGUUUAGAUUGUCCAUACUAGUGUAUGGCAUGUUGUGGGUUAAACUGGCCAUAAACAUUUGGAUGAAAAUGCCAUUUUAAGCUUAGUCAAGCCACCCCAACUACCCAAAGGAUAUUGUUCACAAGGCAAGUUUGAUUAGGCUUUUGUUCCUGAUGACACAUUUCACCUUUGUAAGUUUAGGAAUGCACAAUGCCUGGAACAGUUUGGAUGAUCCACCUGUGACCAUACUUGUCACUAUCCAGGUCUUGGUAUUGCUUCUGAUUUUCAACCAAUCAGAAGCACUACCCAGAUCUUAUCAGUCAGAAAUGGUCAGUAUGGAAUUUCUUUGCUGGUUUCUCAGACGUCAAAUUGUGGGGAAACCACUUUUUUUUUUAUUCAACCAAAAUGUUAAUGAUUACUAAGCCAGAUGCAUGUCCUUUCGAGAAAGAAAAAUUACUGGCUGCUCUGUUAUUCAGUCCAAUUACAAUGUGAUUACCAUUCUUGUUUGUUUUACCUUAGUCAAUAGACGUCUGGAUGAGUGGGUGCCUAUGGAAAGAGUUGAUCUUCAACAGAAAGAUGACAGUGUUCAUGUUCCUAUUUUGGAAGAAAAAGUUGAUAUUGAUGGGCCCGAAAGAAAACUGACAAGAAACCAGAAACGUAAACAUGAUGAGAUCAACCAUGUCCAAAAGGUAUUUAUUAGAAAUAUGAUGUUUAGUAAGCUGUGGGAGUUUUAAGUCUAAUUAAGAAGGACAAAUAAUUUCCUUGUCUUUCAAGUAAUUAACAUGACUUAAAGGGGCUGUGUCACGGCAGUCCAGUUCAUUCAUUCAUUCAGUCCAAUUGCUCGCCCUUCAAUCGCUAAAUGGGACUUAAUGUAAGCAAAGAAAUUACAUGUAAAUGACAAAAUCAGAGAUUCGAGACAAGCAAAUAUGUCUCUUGAUCAUUAUUUUUGAAGUUGCAAACAGCAGAGAUCAACUUUGAAAAACUGUUAGGCUGAACAGUUUUCAAAAACCCUAAUUUCAAUCUUCUUCAGUUUUGUCCGUCUGUGGAAUCUGUUGUAUCUGUUGUGUUAUUUUAACCUUCAUUUAAUGUUUUAAGUGGUUAUUUUUAUGUUUCUCUCAAUCUAACGGGCAUUUUGUAAUUUCCUAAUUUGGCUGAAUUUUGUGACACAGCUCCUUUAACAGAAAACUGAAUGAAGACUUUGCAGCGUGCAAAGAUAGUCGUGUCUGAUAGCCCGGGGCUAGUGGAUUUUUCUAUCGGGCUAGUGAUUUUUGUUCUUAACUUGCCCGAUGGGCAAGUGGCUUUUUGUUGGGAAAUUCAAAUUACAGAAGGAUUGUAAUCAAUCCUGCUAAUCAAGAAGGGUUUUGGGGCUAGUUGAAAUGACCUGUGGGCUAGUACAUGCCAGCUACAGCUUGCCCGAAUGGCAGCCUGUAAAACAGACUUUCUUUGCACCCUGCUUUGUAUGAAGAGAAGUGUAGCAGAUUGUCCCCUUUUGGGUCUUACAAUGCAGGUUUAAUAGUGGAAAGAAUUUUAUCCAGCUUGUCUACAAGUACUCCACUCGAAUACUGGUUUGAAACAGAUAAUCCAAAUAAAUAAUCCCCAACUUGCAGGAGGCAGCCAGUUGGCAAAUUAUAAGGGUAGCCAGGUUUUCAACUCAGGACAACCGAGAACAAAUCCAGCAAGUGGCCAGAGCAUGACCCAAACAAAGGACUGCUGGAUGGCGAGUCUGACUCGCUGACCACUCAGCCAUGCUGCCUCCUUUCUCAGAGAUAUUCAUGCAAAAAUUUCAAACUAAGCAUAACUAGUUGAAAAUCCUAAGUAGCAGGCAAAGAGAGGAACAAGCUGGCAGUGUACAAGGAAGGUUAAGUAAUUGAACUCAGGGUUAGCAGGAACAAAUCCAACUGAGGUGACAAGAGUAAGAUUUGAACUCAGACAGUCCUUACUGAAAACUGUACCAUAAAACACUGGCUUAUGCUACUGAGGCCAAACAUUUUCUUGUUUAAGGUGUUGAACUGGUAAGACUCUCCUGUAGUGAAGCAAGGAGCAGGUCAAUUUAUUGCAACACUGAUUCAUGUUUCACUGUUUUAUUUCAGACCUAUGCUGAAAUGGAUCCUACAACAGCUGCUUUGGAGAAAGAACAUGAAGCUGUAUGUAUUUUAUAAACUCACUCAUUUAUUUACAUAUUAUUUUAUAUGAUUUGUUUGGUUGGUUGUUUGUUUACAUAUUAUACAGGUUGUAAAUGGCAUGUGGCAAGCACUUUCACAACAAUUAUAAGUUUCCAAGCUACCGGCCACUAUACUGUAAAUGAAAUUAUUGUUGUCACUCAGAAAGAUCUCUACUCACAUUAAUUUUGGUGAGUGGGCAAGUAGAAGAAUACAAAUCCUGCUUUCUUGAACAGUAACCUAGUGUGGUUGCUUGUGAAAGAUUUUGCUCUUCACGUGGAGAAAUUUAUUAUUUCUGAACACCCAACGUUUAUGAAUGUGUUGCUCAGAGAAAAUGAUGUAUUUCUACAAAUUGUAUUAACAAAGUAGUGAAAGUUUGAUUUUGAAAAGCAAUAUAUGUUGUAUAGUUGCAUAACGUUGUCAAUGUAAUCUCGCUGUGUUUGUUUCCUCUUUCUUAAGAUUACUAAAAUCAAGUUUGUGGACAAAAUUCAGUUUGGAAAAUAUGAGAUAGAUGCCUGGUAUUUUUCACCUUUUCCUGAGGAGUAUGGAAAACAACCAAAGCUGUGGAUUUGUGAAUACUGUAUCAAAUACAUGAAGUUUGAGAAAACAUACAAAGAUCACUUGGUAUGCUUCAUGACAGAUUAUGUUGUUUUAUAAGUAUCACUUUUAUUGUACUUAUGUUUGGUAUGUUAACUUGUUAUUAAGCCAGAUUAAUGUUUUUGUUGCAAAACUUUGGGAGAUUGCUAACCCCCUUCUCACGCCUCCCCUCAACCAUUUUGUUGAAGGAUUGAAAUGUGCUGAACACAAGUAACUUUUUUACAACAAGACAAGUGAGACUUCUGCUACACGCAUGUUUGCAAAAGAGCAGUUCUGACUGACAAGAAGCAUUUUCUACCUCAUCUAAAAUAUCACAAACUGUCCCACUACACAGGUCAGGUGAGGUGAGGUGAGGUCAGUAGUAAUAAAGGAAAGUGUAAACUGACUCACUCACUCACUGAUUUAUUCAUGGUUAUUUUGAAGUUUUCAUGUGCUGUUUUAUCUUCACUGCAGUUCUUCACAUCAUUAAGUGCUAAGUCCCAUGAUAGCUGUGGUAUGGGUCCACAGUUAAGCUAUCCAUUGCAUUUUGUUAGGUGCCUUAAACAUGACACUUGUGCCUAAUUCUCACACACGUGCGUUCAAUACUAAGAGGUUUUAUCACUGAACACCUUUAAUAAUAAUUAUUUUGUAGGGAAAGUGUACAAUGCGGCAGCCACCUGGAAAGGAAAUUUAUAGGAAAGGAACAGUUUCAGUUUAUGAAGUGGAUGGAAAAGAACAUAAGGUACCAUAAUAGCAACAUAAAUGAAUAUAAUAGUAAAUAAUCUCUCAAAUAAUCUCUCAAUAAUCUCUCUAAUCUCUAAAUAAUCUCUCUCCCUUGACAGUAUUUGCAGAGUGUGGCUGAACAAAUCACUGACACAAAUACAUCAACUAAAACACAACAGGGUUCACAAUCUCCACCUGUAGGCAGAGGCAAUUCAACUGGCUAUUUGAUAUUAUGUAAGGCUCUCUUGGCUGUGCUCUAAGAAAAAUUGAAGGGAGUCAGGUGCUUUGAUCCUUUAAAGGCUAGGGUGCCUUUCCAGCACAUGAUUUUUAUAAAAAAAAAGAAACUUAGAUUGUCUAUUUGCCCAGGAACAAUAGUCAGGCAGCAGGGGCUAAUGGGCACUGCUAGAGCCCAGCCUUGGUAUGUCAACAUUUUAAUAGAAAGUACAAUGUAUUAGAAUUCUGAAUUGUUUCAGAUAAAACUUUACCAUUUUCAUAUCAUUCUUCUUGCCUUUUUUAUAUAAAGGGAUUAUUAUUAUUAUUAUUAUUAUUAUUAUUAUUAUUAUUAUUAUGUUGUCAUAACAUAUACAAAAUGCUUUUACCACGUAUUUGUUAUGAAAAAUCUUGUAUUUUGUAUGACAUUGUAUCCUAGAAAAAUACAAUGUAGAAAGACUGCUUGCAGUCUAACAGAAUAAUUAUGUGGUUCUCUUUGAAAUUAACGUGAGAGAAAGUUUUAACAUCUGAAAGGUCAUUGCAUUUCGGUAUGUAACUUACAUUGUAAGCAUUUGCAAAAAUAAAGCCUGAAAAAAAUUCAGGCUUGAAAGCACCAUGUGACCUCUAUAAUACCGGUGGAGCACUACACAGCAAUCUGUCAUGUACUUGUUACAUGCUUUACUUUGUUGUUCACCAUUGUUGUGAAGUUGUCUUCUAUGUUUUUUACAUUAAGUCUGUAUGAUCUUCUGAUUCUCUUCACAGUUAUAUUGUCAGAAUAUUUGUCUUUUGGCAAAGUUGUUCCUAGACCACAAGACUUUGUACUUCGAUGUGGAACCUUUCUUGUUCUACUUAUUAACAGAAGUUGACAGGGAAGGAGCACAUCUUGUUGGAUAUUUCUCCAAGGUAUGUUGGAAAAUGUAAUACCCUAAACUAAACUUUGAUAAAUCACCACAUAUUUUGUGCUUCUGUGAUGAUGUUUUACACUUAGUGAAGGUUGUUGCUGGCCUUUUUUUUGGUAGGANCAUAUCUUUUUUAACUCAUUUUGUUUUCAUCUACACACAGUAUGUUACUAUUGGUUACAUCCUGCUAUCUUCGUUUAUAUUUAUUGUUGGUAAGUAAAGCAAAUAAUUUUUAAAUCCCUUUGUUGCUGUGAAAAAGUAAAAACAAAAACAAACGAAUUAAUUUGCUCUUUAUUAAUUUCCUUUGUUAAGUGUUACAUUCACUCAACAAACAGAAGUUAGUUUUUUAUUAUAUUCAGCAUUUUAAAUAAAAGUGACCAAUAAAACCAUGUACAUCAUGUUUCGUCACAAUAUGUCAUUUCUGAAGAUAAACAUUCAUAAUUCAUAUUUCAUAUUUCAUUCAUAUUUCUCCAAGGUAUGUUGGAAAAUGUAAUACCCUAAACUAAACUUUGAUAAAUCACCACAUAUUUUGUGCUUCUGUGAUGAUGUUUUACACUUAGUGAAGGUUGUUGCUGGCCUUUUUUUUGGUAGGAGAAAGAGUCACCCGAUGGAAAUAAUGUAGCAUGUAUCCUGACAUUACCACCAUACCAGAGAAAGGGAUAUGGCAAAUUCUUGAUUGCCUUCAGUGAGUAAACAGCCUUACCUCAACUUGCAGACAAACUAUUAUGAAACUGUCAUUGAAAUAUUCUCAGGAUGCAUGCAUGGUAGCUACUUAUCUGAGAGGCAUUUGCCACUGUAUGAAUAGUGAUGUUGCUCAAAGAAUGGAAAAAGUGGGUUUUACCAUUGUGAGGUUCAAAGCCUUAACUCACACACACCCCUCUUUUACUUACUGUCAAAUUUUUAAGUGAGGCAUCUCCAGUACAAGUUGCUAAGGAGGUGCCCCACACAAGCAUGUGUAUGUGUGGCCUUGGUCACCUACAAACAUACAAUGUAGUCAAACCAAGUCUAAUGUUCACUUAGAACAAGAAAGCUUUCUGUUAUAGGCAGUUAAUGUGUUUAAAGAGCGGUCUAAGACUUGUUUACUCAAGUUGUCUUUCUAUAGUGCUAUAGGGAUUCAUUUUAGCCUGCAAGAAGUCUCUCUUUUUCUUUAUAUUUAGAAAGGGGAGUGAAUGGUUGCACGAGUGGCGAAGUGCCCCUCCUGUCUAGUGUCUUGCACCCUUUUCUUUUCAUCUACUGUUCAUUUCUUUCAUAAAAAAUAGCAUUUUUUCGCCAGUUUUAUGUAUCCAUUGUUUUGACAUGUUUUUACAUGUAUCUGCUCAUUUUUCAUUUUGAAAAGUUCGCAACUUGAAACUGAUGUUUGCCAUUUGACGUAAAAAUGACUCAAAAACUCUCUAUUUUCAUUUUUUCCAUGUUGUGUUUGAUGCAAUAUUAAGUAAAAAGAGACAGUUUCUCCCUGUGGACCUCAUUUUUGGGAUGCUUGUUUUCUUAGGGCACUUUCCAAAAGUCAGAACUGGUGACCAGACUGGUCAUUUUGAAAAUUAAAUAGCCUUUUUCCAAGAGUUUUUGAUGAAAAACUAUAUUCUCCAUGCAUACUAUUAAGGAUUUGACUGAUCUGGCUGGAUAGUGUUGAUUAAUAGUGAAAUUCUCCUUAAAACAGGAAUGACCUGGCCUGUUAGUUCUGACAAAUAUAAAGUGCCCUUAGUUUCAAGUUGAGUUGUUACAAAUGCAUCUAGUUCUUGUCUCUGCAAUGCAGUCAUUUCCGUAACAGUCCCUUGGUUUGACCCUGGCCAUCCAUUUGAUACCUGAUUAAAAGGUUCUGGUAUACUACAUUUGUGCUGGACUGGACAUGGCCUUGCACUGUUAACAAGUUUUACCACUGAUGUUAAUACCUUAUUUGCAGGUUAUGAACUUUCCAAGAUAGAACAGAUGGUUGGAUCACCAGAAAAGCCCCUGUCAGACUUGGGUAAACUUAGUUACAGAAGUUACUGGUCAUGGAUUCUACUGGACAUUCUUCGCAACUUCAGAGGAACGCUGUCAAUUAAAGAUCUUAGGUUGGUGGAGGUCUGCUUUCGAAGAAAGUAUUGCUUGUUAAACCUUAUCAGAAUAAAAUGAUUUUAUAUUUCACAAGUUGAUUUAAAUCUGUACAUAAUCUGUGCAAUGUGAUAUCAUUUUUGAUAAAAACAGUAAGAUUGCUUGGUCCACAUUCCAACCCAUUCUUUGUUGUCUCAAGAUCUUUGAAUUUACUGACAAUCUAGCUGUACAUUUUUUUCACUUUAUUUAACUGUUUGAUCUCUAUAAAGUCAACGUACACCACACUUAACCGUGGUUUAUCUCUUUUACUUUCUUUGCGUGUAUUUGAGGUGUGAAAACGAAAUUGGCGAUUUUAUUGAUGCUCCUCCUUUACCCCAAUUCUUUAAGUCCACAAUCUGUGAAAGAAAGAGUCCACUCUGAAAAGGAAAGUUUUAUUAUCCCCAUGAUGGUCAUCAGAAUGCAGAGGAAACGAAAUAUUUACCUUCUUUCACAGUAACAUGACAAGCAUAACACAGGAGGAUAUCAUCAACACGCUACAAUCACUUAAUAUGGUAAAGUACUGGAAAGGCCAACACGUGAUAUGUGUCACACCUAAACUUGUCGAGGAGCAUGUCAAGAGUGCGCAUUACCGCAAGCCAGUACUUUCAGUGGACACUUCCUGCCUGAGGUGGGCGCCGCCAGGAAAGAAAAUCAAGAAAGUGAAGCACUAAUGCUGCUACUGCUGAAGUUCUGGAAUGUUUGUGACAUAACAGGUUGCGGGAUUAGUGAUGGAUGCCUACAGCUGGAACAUGUUAUGGUCAGUGGUUGUUCAGCAAGCUACAGCAUGCUGCAUAAACUGAACAUACCUGUAGCUUCAGUGAGUUUAAAGAAGCAGUGAGAUGCAUAGUUCUAAUUUGAACUGCAUGGUGUUAGGCCACUUGGAUGAAGAACUCUGGAACAAACAGAUUAGAUGUCUUUGCUGAUGCACUGAGGGAACUAAGCUUAAAGCAUCUCCGCCCCGGUUGAUGUACAUGCUCUUAAUGAUUUUAUCUUGUCACUGAUUUAGCCUCCAUGAUAGAUGCUAGUUGUCCCCAGUAAUGUUGGGAGCAUGCGUCAACCCCUCCAUGCCUAAGAGGCCUGCCGGACAUCAAAACUCAAGAGAAAUUCACCAGUUGAAUGGCCAUGGUAACCAUAGGAUUUC